Molecule: messenger RNA, 2127 nt
Organism: Fusarium sp. VM40
Lineage: Eukaryota; Fungi; Ascomycota; Sordariomycetes; Hypocreales; Nectriaceae
Source: the annotation of a GenBank genome assembly
AUGGCGCUCCAAACACAAAAAGACUACGAUGCUCUAUUUAAGAGGCUCACCACCCUUCCUCCUCCUGGCCGACCCUACGGUAUCCCAGUCGCUGGAACAGAACGACCCAACCGCACCGCCGCCUACCGACACUGGGCUGUUGGCGAUGGCCCUCUGGUCACUGCCCUAGAGCCCGGCAUCAAUUCGACACACGACGUCUUGGACAGGAGCGCGCGCAAAUGGCCCAAUGCCAAAUGUCUCGGAACCCGCCAUUGGAACCAGGCGACUCAGCAGUGGGAGGACAAGUACGACUGGAUUAACUACGCCGACUUUGACGUCCGAAGGAAGAAUUUUGGUGCUGGUAUUGUUGAGAUUCACAACGCCAUCAACCACCCCGCCGACAAGUACGGUGUCGGUUUGUGGUCGCAGAACAGGGCCGAGUGGCAGAUCGCUGAUUUUGGUAUUGCUUCUCAGUCUCUAUACUCAGUCUCUCUCUAUGAGACUCUUGGCCCCGAUGCAACAGAAUACAUCAUCAACCAUGCCGAAGUCACAUGUGUUGUCUGCUCCCUCCCUCACAUUCCCGUUCUCCUAAAGAUGUCCUCUCGCCUACCAACUUUGAAGCUCAUUGUCUCCCUCGACCCCCUUGAGCAGGGUGAAUUGGCUUCUCACACCAAGGCCUCUGUCCUGAACGAGAUCGCCGCUCAUCAUGGAAUCCAGAUCUACUCCAUGGCCCAGGUCGAGGAGAUUGGCGCCAAGUCUGGACGUGCCCCUCGAGCUCCGGGACGCCAGGAUAUCUGCACUAUCAACUACACUUCCGGCACGACUGGCAACCCCAAGGGUGUUCUCAUCACCCACGGAAACGCCGUCUCUGCUAUUGCAGGUGGCAGGACAAACGGCAACGUGAGCAGCAAGGAUGUCCACUUGUCAUAUCUACCACUCGCCCACAUCUACGGCCGACUCAUUGAUCAGAUCGCUAUUGCCGAGGGUGCUGCCGUUGGUUUCUUCCGAGGCGAUAUCCUGGGCCUGGUCGAUGACAUGAAGAUUCUCAAGCCCACUGGUUUCAUUUCCGUCCCCCGACUCUUCAACCGCUUCAACUCGGCCAUCCGCACCGCCACCGUUCAGGCGGACGGUGUUCGGGGCGCUCUCUCCAGACGUGUCAUCGAUACCAAGAAGGCCAACAUGCGAUUGCCCCCCGGCAAGUCCUCCAACUCCCACUUCUUGUACGACCGAAUUUGGACUCCCAAGGUCAAGGCCGCCGUGGGUUUCGGCAGGGUUCACAGCAUGGUCAGCGGCAGCGCCCAGCUCGACCCCGAUGUGCAGGAGUUCCUGCGCGCUGCCUUCGCAAACCACUUCGCCCAGGGCUUUGGCAUGACCGAGACAUACGCCGUCGGCUCCAUCCAGGCGCGAGGCGACUUCACCACAGGAAACAUCGGUGGACCCAUGUGCUGUGUGGAACUCUGCCUCGAGUCCGUUCCCGAGUUUGAUUACACUGUGGAUGACAAGCCCAACCCUCGUGGCGAGCUGCUCCUCCGCGGACCCGUUAUCUUCCGCGAGUAUUACAAGAACGCCGAGGAGACCGGUAAGACUCUCGACGCCGACGGUUGGUUCCACAGUGGAGAUAUCUGCCAGGUUGACAAGAUGGGCCGCUUCAAGAUCAUCGACCGCAAGAAGAACGUCCUCAAGCUUGCCCAGGGCGAGUACAUCUCCCCUGAGCGCAUCGAGAACGUCUACAUGGCCAGCACGAACCUCGUCAACGCCGCUUAUGUCCACGGCGACGGCACACAGUCGUCGUUGGUCGCCAUCUUUGGCAUCGACGUUGAGACCUUUGCGCCAUUCGCCAGCAAGAUCCUCCAGGAAACCAUCCUGCCCAACCAAAUCUCGGAUCUUCGCGCCGCAGCCAACAACCCCAAGGUGAAAGCCAAGUUCCUCAAGGUUCUCGACGGCAUUGGCAGCAAGCACAAAUUUAACAGUUUUGAGAAAGUGCGCAAUGCCCACCUUGAUGUCGACCCCUUCACCAUCGACAACGGGCUAUUUACCCCUACCCUUAAGCUUAAGCGCCCCCAGGCUGCUAAGGCCUACCGAGAGCACAUCGACCGCAUGUAUGAGGAGCUCGCGGCCAAUGAGCCUAUUGGCAAGAACAAGCUGUAA